Hypoxylon fragiforme is the source of this 2749-nucleotide messenger RNA. Its product is annotated as DNA mismatch repair protein MutL. Lineage: Eukaryota; Fungi; Ascomycota; Sordariomycetes; Xylariales; Hypoxylaceae. Gene Ontology annotation, molecular function: ATP-dependent DNA damage sensor activity; ATP hydrolysis activity; mismatched DNA binding. The record is from RefSeq and is a predicted model, not a curated record. The transcript has 4 exons. Gene Ontology annotation, biological process: mismatch repair. Bases 258 to 2432 code for a protein of 724 amino acids. Gene Ontology annotation, cellular component: MutLalpha complex.
GUCAAGUGGAUUUGGAUUCUGACUGCCAACUUCAAGCGUUUGGUUCCUAACCUAAUCAACAUCUCAUCAGACUCAUCUACUACUACUAGUACAUACCUAGUACUUAUAUGUGUUUCUCAACAAACACAAAACAUCUAUCAUUGAUUGAAUCUACUCGAGACUCCCGAGGCCCGAUCUUAAUAUUAGAACCGGGGAAAGGAUGCACAUUUCCCUGAAUCCUAAAAGGGAAACGCCGAGCUACCAAAAGCAGUAUCGAGAUGGCCGAUAUCAUGGAUGUUGACGAGCCGAGAGGCACCAAACGAAAAGCACCGCCAUCUUCGGUAGAUGAAAGUGGGCCUCGCCGGAUCAAGGCAUUGGAUCCGGAUGUUGUGAACAAGAUUGCUGCCGGUGAGAUCAUUGUUGCACCAGUACAUGCUUUGAAGGAGUUGAUCGAGAAUGCCGUCGACGCAGGCUCAACGUCCUUGGAAGUGCUGGUAAGAGAUGGCGGCCUCAAGUUACUACAGAUAACUGAUAACGGUCAUGGCAUUGAUAAAGAGGACUUGCCGAUCCUCUGUGAGAGGUUCACCACUUCCAAACUAAAAAGCUUCGAGGACUUGGGUAAUAUCAACACAUAUGGCUUCAGAGGCGAGGCUCUUGCCAGUAUUAGUCAUAUUGCUCACUUAACUGUUACCACAAGGACUAAAGAUUCAGAUUGCUCAUGGCGUGCCCACUACGACAGCGGCAAGCUGUCACCUGCAAAGCCCGGCCAGUCAGCUGACCCCAAGCCCAUUGCUGGCCGAAUUGGUACCCAAAUCUCCGUGGAGGAUUUGUUCUACAACGUUCCAACGCGGCGCAGGGCAUUUAGGUCACCCGCAGAUGAAUAUAACAAGAUUAUUGACAUGGUGGGACGCUAUGCUAUCCACUGCGGCGGCGUCGCCUUCUCGUGCAAAAAGCAUGGUGAUUCGGGUACAUCAAUCACCGUACAACCCCAAGCCUCCACCAUAGACCGAAUCCGUCAGAUACAUGGAAGUGCUGUUGCGAGCGAAUUGAUCGAAUUCGCCGCCUCUGAUGAUCGCUGGGGUUUCAAGGCUUCGGGCUGGGCGACAAAUGCGAAUUAUCACAUCAAGAAAACAACCCUUCUCCUUUUCAUUAACCAUCGUAGCGUGGAGUCAUCUAAUAUCAAGAAGGCCGUGGAGCAGACAUAUUCCGCCUUCCUUCCUAAGAAUGGCCAUCCGUUUGUUUAUCUCAGUCUUGAGAUUGACCCUCAACGAGUUGAUGUCAACAUUCACCCGACGAAGCGAGAAGUCAACUUCCUCAAUGAAGAUGAAAUCAUACAAUGUAUAUGUGAGAAUAUGCGCGAUAAACUUGCAGCCGUCGAUACAAGUCGCACAUUCUUGACACAGACUCUACUUCCUGGUUCCAUGCUUGCUGAUAACCCAACUCAGCAAAAUGUUGACACCCCAGCUAAGACACCGGGUACUGUGCGGAAAACACCCGUCCGGGCUAAUGAAAGUACUAUGGUGCGAACUGACGCUUCGUUACGUAAAAUCACUAGCAUGUUUCCUGCAGCCUUGCAAGCCCCGGGCGAUGGUGCGUUUAAUAAUGCCGCACUUCAUAUCCCCCAAGAGCCGGUCUACGAAACGACAGACCGCGAACCAAUUCUAUGUCGACUCAGUAGCGUGCGGGAACUUCGGUCUGCGGUUAGAGAUGAUAUGCACCACGAGCUCACCGAAAUAUUUGCCAAUCACACGUUCGUGGGUAUCGUAGAUGAGAAACGCCGCCUAGCUGCUAUUCAAGGUGGCAUCAAACUAUUUCUCAUCGACUACGGCCGAGCGUGUUUCGAGUAUUUCUACCAGGUCGGUCUCACUGAUUUUGGCAACUUCGGCGUGAUAAAAUUUCAGCCAGCGCUUAACUUGCGAGGGGUACUUAAAAUUGCAGCCGAGCAGGAAAAGGUUGCUGCCGUGGGUGACGAUGAUUUUGAUGUGGACGAAGUCGUAGAGACGGUAGCGGAACAGUUGAUCGAGAGAAGAGAGAUGCUCCUCGAGUAUUUUAGCCUCGAGGUUUCUCCCGCUGGCGAACUGUUAAGCAUCCCCCUUUUACUAAAAGGGUACACGCCGUCUCUGGCCAAACUGCCCCAGUUCCUACUUCGCCUCGGUCCUCACGUAAAUUGGACCGACGAGAUGUUAUGCUUCGAGACUUUCCUCAAGGAACUAGCGACCUUUUACGUCCCGGAACAACUCCCAACUCUCCCCGGUAGUGGUGGUGAUGGCGAGGCGGAAGAAAAUAUCCCGGAUGAGAUUAAGGCUAGACGAACGCAGAUUCGACAUGCGGUGGAGCAUAUCUUCUUCCCGGCGUUCAAGGCGAGGUUGGUGGCUACCAAGUCGUUCAUGAAGGGUGGCGUGCUAGAGUUGGCGAGUCUGAAGGGGCUGUAUAGGGUCUUUGAGCGGUGCUGAUCGUAGUGGAUGGAAAGGAUGAGAUGGGAUACCCCCCUUGUGAUUUGCGAGGAGGGGAGGGAGGGGCAUUGCUAAUUGCUUGCUUGCUAUGUGUAAUACACCUGGGUGAAAUGUGAAGGGCACCUAGCUACCUACCUAUAAUAUAGGCAUGAGCUCUAUGUAUCAUAGUUCCAAGGUUGCUUGUGCAUUUUAGGGGGUACAAUAGAGCACGUAUGAGGUAGGGGAUCAUGUAUAAGAAUAUUGAAGUUUGUUGCAAGAUACUAGGUUAGGUACCUACCUAGUAGAUAUAGAUACUUCCAUGGCAUCUAUGUAAAAAG